AUGCAGAAUUCUAAUGCCAGACUCGAAACAGAUUAAUAGAAAAACAAUAUUAAUGGAAGUGUUUUAAAAGAUGAGGGAUAACCUAAGACUGACAAAGAUAUAUUAAAUUUAAGAAAUUAAAAUAAUAAUAAAAAAAACACUUUUUUCUCUUCAGUACCAUAACAAAAUAGUUUUAUUUAAUUUGAUGACAAAGGAGAUUUUAAUGAUGAUAAAGAAACUGUAGUUGAUAUCUCUUUCAUCUCUUAGUCUUCUAAUAAAUAGCAAUUUGCAAAUAAAAUUUAAGGAUUAUAGCUAGCACAGUUCAACAAAAAUACAUAAUCUGCAUCUACAAACAAAAUAGAAAUUUUAAAUAACACAGAUAUAUCACUCUUGAAUAAAUUUAGUCCAAAAUAAAAUCAAAUUUAUAUUUAAGAUAAAAAUAAAGAUAAAUUCGUAGAAUAAAGCUUUUCAAAUUAAAAUACUGAUGCUUCUAAAAAUUCUAGUGUAAAAAGAGACGACAGAUCAGAAAAUACUUAAAAAAUAUCUUCAACUGAAGUGUAUAGUAUUCCAGGUCCUAAAAAUAUAAACUCUUCAUAGUAUCAAUAUGUUUAGCCAAAUUAGCUGAAAUCCUUAAACUAGAUUUAAAUGAGCUAAUAGCAAGCAUCACUUAAUGUAAAUGAUCAGCAAGUGAACAAUAACAUAUUAAACUAAAUUGCUAAACAAUAUAAAAACAACUUUAUAUAAUAGAAUUAACCCGUAGAUAAUAAGCAAAUUAAUCACAUUAAUAAACAAAAUUAUCAAAAGUUUACUCUGUUAGAUUCAUAAUUAAACAUGUAUCCUACAUUAGAUAAAUUAGUUGGAGAUGAUACGAUAGAAAAUUUAGAUGAUCCUUAAUUUUAAAAAAUAUUCCGGUUGAAUAUCAUAAAAAUAUUUUCAGAGCUAGAUCUCAAAGAAACAUAAAAAUAAAAAUUAUUAAAAGAUUAGUAUUGUAUUCAUAAAACUGAAUAUUAUGAAGUUGAUUUAAAAGUGGCAGUUGCUAAAAAUUAAAAAGGAAAUAAAAAUAUUAUAGCUUAUAGCUUUAUCAUCAAAAACAAAACUUUAAGUGAUAUAAAAGAGGUUUCUAUUUCACUUCACAAUAAUCCAAAAAACUGUGAUGUUGAGUUUGAUAGGGCUCAAAUUUAAGUGAAAGAAAGAAGCUAAGAGACUAUAAAAAUGAAUGUGACUUCUUUGGGCUAUCCUCUUUUUCCUAUCAAGUGCUCUUUUUUGAUUGGCAAUUACGUUCCUAUAAAACACUUUGAAGUAUAUCACAAUAUAUUGCAGUAUGUCUCAUAAACUUUAGAUAUUUAGGAUUUAAUUAAGUGGAAUCCAAAAUAUGAAUAAUUAAAACUUGAUGACUGUAAUCCUAACUUGUUUUUGCAAAAGUCAUUUCUCGAAGAUUUUUACUAUAAAAAGCUCAAAGAAGAGAACAAUUCUAGAGUAGGUUUUUUCUAAAUUAUUCUCCCCUUGAAAAGAGAACUUAAAAUAAGUGGAGUGAAUAUUUUAAGGUUUAAAAUUAUUUUGAAAGUAGAAAAUGGAAUCACAAUAGGUGUUUCUGAUUUCUAUAAGGAUUACUAUAGCAAUUUUAAAGAAAACAACUUAAAAUUAAUUUAAGAUUAGAUUCUUUUAGCUCUUGCCUAUACAUUCAGCUCUAAUUAAUCAUUUUUAAAAUUAGAAUAAUAGAUUCAGGCGAAUAACAACUUACAUUUUUGA
Molecule: messenger RNA, 1728 nt
Organism: Tetrahymena thermophila SB210
Lineage: Eukaryota; Ciliophora; Oligohymenophorea; Hymenostomatida; Tetrahymenidae
Exons: 3
Source: RefSeq, a predicted model, not a curated record